CAUCCUUCAUCAUUUGCUUCACAACCUGGCCAUCUUGUACUUGUUGCUAUGUUUCCUAUUUAGGUUUCUCUUAAUCAUUCAUCUGUUAGAGGGAUAUCUCUUCUUAACUUGAAAUAGACUACACUUUUGGUUUUUUACUCCACUUACCUCAUGAAAAUGCUACUUGACAAAAUGAAGCCUCCACGAUCGAAACUACCUCUCUCCAUUGUCGCUGUUGUGGUCUGUGCCUUCACAUUCAUCGGUGCCCUUUACAUUGAAGAUGCUGGAUAUCUGAAUUUCAAGGCAAAAUCUUGUUCUAAACAAGAACCCACACCCCAUUCUCAUGAGUCAAAACGUGUGGAACAGAAUGUCAGCUCAUCUGUGGAAGAUGAUCUUCUUGAAGAUGUCGAUGGAGAUGGCAAGGAGGGGUUUGAUCCAGACAGUUGCAGGGUUUACAGGGGAAAGUGGGUGUUCAAUGCUUCAGUAGAGCCUUUAUACUCUGAUACAAGUUGCCCAUAUCUGGAUAGGCAAGUUUCUUGUGUGAAGAAUGGAAGGCCAGACUCCGACUACCGUUACUGGGAAUGGCAGCCUGAUAACUGCAUUUUGCCAAGAUUUGAUCCCAUUGGUGCUCUUGAGAAACUCAGAGGGAAGAGAUUGAUGUUUGUUGGGGAUUCAUUACAAAGAGGUCAGUGGGAAUCCUUAAUUUGCAUGGUCGAGUCUAGCAUACCAGCAGACCAGAAGUCGAUGCGACGAGGUCGGUCUCACUCUGUUUUCAAAGCUAAGGAAUACAAUGCAUCCAUCGAGUUCUACUGGGCUCCCUUCCUCGUCGAAUCCAAUUCUGAUCUCCAUAUCAAACCAGAUCCCAAUGACAGAAUUCUGAGAGUCGACUCGGUGUUUAAGCAUGCCAAAUACUGGGUAGGAGUGGACAUCCUUGUGUUUAACUCUUACGUUUGGUGGAUGAGUGGUCUAAAGAUCAAGUCACUAUGGGGUUCCUUUGCAAAUGGGGAAGAUGGAUACGAGGAGCUGGAUGCACCCGUUGCUUAUAGGAUUGCCUUGAAGACAUGGGCAAAUUGGGUUGAUUCUACCAUUGAUCCGAACAAGACCCGGCUCUUCUUCACCACUCUGUCCCCCACACACAUGAGGAGUGUUGAUUGGCACAAUAAGAAGGGAAUUCGAUGCUACAACGAAACUCAACCCGUGAUGGAGAAGAAUUUCUGGGGAACUGGUUCUGAUCGACGGAUAAUGGAUGUGGUGACCAGUGUAGCAGAGAGAAUGAAGGUUCCCGUAUCAUUCAUCAACAUAACACAAAUCUCAAAUUACCGAAAAGAUGGACAUGCAUCAGUUUACACAGAAACCCAAGGAGAAGUAUUAACAGAUGAGCAAAAGGCAGACCCAUUACGCUAUGCAGAUUGCAUACAUUGGUGUUUGCCAGGAGUGCCAGAUACAUGGAACAGAGUGUUUUAUGCAUACUUGUAACCAAGAAAGAUGAACUCAAAAACUAUUUGUUAUUUCAAUUACAACAUAUCAACUACAUAGAUUCUUUUUGUAAUA
This is a messenger RNA of Macadamia integrifolia, 1530 nucleotides long. Its product is annotated as protein trichome birefringence-like 3. The transcript has 6 exons. Gene Ontology annotation, cellular component: Golgi apparatus. The record is from RefSeq and is a predicted model, not a curated record. Gene Ontology annotation, molecular function: O-acetyltransferase activity. The coding region runs from base 151 to 1455 and encodes 434 amino acids. NCBI's taxonomy places the organism in Eukaryota, Viridiplantae, Streptophyta, Magnoliopsida, Proteales, Proteaceae.